AUGUCGUCUGCAAAAACAGCUGUUUAUGAUGAGAAGUAUUUCAGAACGAGGCUCUGGCGCCAUUUUCGUAUAACAUGCAUGUUACGAGCUACUAUUGCUAAUCUUCGAUCUUAUUUCCACUUGGAAAUUGAUACCAUCUGUCAUACGCAUGAAGCUCAGUUUCAGGACGAGUCACGUGACGCGGCGAUGACGGUGUCUUGUUUCGGUGAAGACAACAACAGACAUCUUCAAUUGAGAGGGAUUUUAUCUUUACACGACAAGGAGUAUACGCUGGAACCCAAAUCACGUGACCGUAGAGGGACACCACGUGAUGAAGAAGAAUACAUUGUUGAAAAUCAGCCGGUUGUUCCUAUCAGAGAUGAUUACGUAGAAGCACCUCCAUUUGAAGAAAUUAUUUCAAAUACUGUUACAAAGUCCGACUAUGAAGACAUACUUCUGUUAAAUCCUUCCACACAUGCACGACAGAAACGAGAGACAACAGAGUACUAUAUCGAUGUCCUAACUGUUAUUGACUACUCAGUUUACCAAAGACACUAUAAUCGCACAGAUUCAUCCUUAACUACGGCCACAAGAAGAGUCCAUGCACUUCAAGACAUUCGGGAAUAUUUUGCCUACUUCAUGAACGGGGUAAAUCUUCGAUACAAGAGUAUAACUGGCUUGGAUGAACGUCUGGUCAUUAGACUGACGGGUUACGUUGUAGCAGAGGCUCGUGAUCAAGCUCCUUGGACAGAAAACAAUGUUCUGAUGGCGACAUCAGGUGGUGAGGUGUAUUCUGAAAGAGCACUGCAGGACUUGGAAGCCUGGGUUGCUAACACGUCACUGCCUGACAAUGAUCACGUGAUGCUGUUUACAAGGUAUGAUUUGUACAGUAUUAUUGAUGGGACUAAAGAAAGAGCCGUAAUUGGAAUGGCAUACUUGUCUACAAUGUGCAAACCGUUAGGACUAAGCACUUCGGUAAUCGAGGAUAGCGAAGGAUUUCAGGGGAUACUGACUGCGGCUCAUGAACUUGGACACAGUUUUGGAUCUAAACACGAUGGUGAUACCAACACAUGCACAGGAGAAGACCAAUACAUUAUGGCUGCUACUGACGGGUCUAGAACAGAUCAUAACAUGACCAACCCCUGGCUGUUCUCGUCCUGCUCAGUUUUGUAUUUCAAGAAUCUGUUAACAUCACUAAUGCAAACAAGCUAUGGAGUAAAGUGCUUGACACAAAAGGUAACAACAGCUGAUGUUCCAUUGGUCCUCGGCAUGCCAGGACAGGUUUACAGCCCUGAUGAUCAGUGUAAAAGGAUACUCGGUCCAGAAUCAAAACUCUGUCAGAGCCAUACGUUACAAAAUGGUGUCAAUGGAAUAUGUUAUUCCAUGUACUGCAAGAUUCCAGAGAAACCCACUUUUUGUUCUAGUUAUCACGCGGCUAGAGGGACAACGUGCGGUGAUAACAAAUGGUGUAUAAAUGGCCUGUGUGUGUAUUCUCCAGAUGCACCCAGUAUUGAUGGCGUACAAACGGCAUGA
Messenger RNA from Gigantopelta aegis, 1512 nucleotides. RefSeq names its product A disintegrin and metalloproteinase with thrombospondin motifs 6-like. Gene Ontology annotation, molecular function: metalloendopeptidase activity. Gene Ontology annotation, biological process: proteolysis. The record is from RefSeq and is a predicted model, not a curated record. The transcript has 14 exons. The coding region runs from base 1 to 1512 and encodes 503 amino acids. Lineage: Eukaryota; Metazoa; Mollusca; Gastropoda; Neomphalida; Peltospiridae.